Messenger RNA from Diospyros lotus (date-plum), 1422 nucleotides. RefSeq lists its product as uncharacterized. NCBI's taxonomy places the organism in Eukaryota, Viridiplantae, Streptophyta, Magnoliopsida, Ericales, Ebenaceae. The record is from RefSeq and is a predicted model, not a curated record. The coding region runs from base 1 to 1422 and encodes 473 amino acids. Gene Ontology annotation, molecular function: zinc ion binding; nucleic acid binding. The transcript is spliced from 3 exons.
AUGGAGGGUGACAUGGGCGUGGACUCUCCCAAUGACUCGUAUGAUGGCCCUAUUAAGGAGGCAGAGACCCAUGACGAGCCGUCGCCUUAUGUUACUGGUUCUUCUAGCAGGAAGAGGAUUGGAAGACCCAGCCGAGGAAACUAUCGUGGUAGUUUCGAGAUGAAUCGUGAAGAGCGACUUAGCAGAAGGAGGGGCCAGGCCCAGUCAUCAUCUCGAGACAUCCCGGAAGGAAGCGGCUUAGGGCUGCCAAGUGGCGACAGGUCAUUUGAAAGGUUCGUUGAGAUGAUGAUGAAUUCAAUGAAUAGAUCAGAAACCCUUACCAUUAAUUGGCUGAAGAUGUAUCGGGAUUUACAUCCACCAAGUUUUAAAGGUGACUCGGAGGUGGAUCCAAGCCUGAAAGAAUAUUGGAUGGAGCAAACAGAAAAGCUGUUGGAACACUUAGAGUGCCCUGAAGAGCAUUGGUAUGAAGCUAAGUUUUCCAAGUUGAUAAAAUAUGUGCCAAUGUACACCACUGAUGAUCUUGAGAAAGCCCAGAAGUUUUUUCAAGGGCUUAGAAAAGAAGUUAAGCAAGUUCUGUAUGCAUGGAACAUACGCACAUUUGAGGAUGCAGUCGAGAAGGCCAUUACUGUUGAGAGGAACAUGAUGGCUCAAGGAGAAUUGAAGCUUCAUAGUGAUUCGAAAAAGGAAGUAGAGAGCAAAGACAAAUCAACAAACCCUCCAACAGUCCAAUUCAAGAAGCCGGAAGGAGCAAAAUUUAAAAGGGAAAGGUAUUGCAAAAAGUGCAAGAAAAGACAUGCCGGCAAUAAGUGUGGGACCAAAGGCAAGGAAGCAGGCUGCUUUGUUUGUGGUGAAACUAGACAUUUUACGAGAGACUAUCUUUCGAGGAAAACAUUAAAAAUUAAGGAAGCGCCCAGAAAGGAGGUGACAUGUUAUGCUUGUAAACAGCGGGGACACUAUUCAUGGAACUGCCCCCAACGAGGCAAAACUGACCAAGGGAAGAAGCUAGAAGGAAAAUCAAGUCCACUACCAGCUCGAGUGUUUCAUUUGACAAAGGCGGAGGUGGAGAUCGACCCGAGCGUGGUGGAAGGUACGCUCUUCAUCCAUACUACUCCUGUACAUCCAUUGGUAGACCCUGGUGCCACUCAUUCAUUCAUAGCAAAUGAGUCUACUAGGAGUUUGAACCUUAAAUCCUCAUCAAUAGGGCAUGGAGUUAUGAUUCAGUCUCCAAUUGGGGAGACUAUGGAGACUAAUUUAAUAUUCCAAAAUUGUGAUGUGGAUAUUGAGGGUGAGAAAUUUAAGAUAGACCUGAUACUUAUGGAGAUGCAGGACUUCGAUGUCAUCUUAAGUAUGGAUUUUCUUUCUCGUUAUUGUGCUAGUAUGGACUGUUUGGGAAAGACAGUGGAAUUGGGAUGUGCGGGUUGA